Molecule: messenger RNA, 1008 nt
Organism: Metarhizium robertsii ARSEF 23
Lineage: Eukaryota; Fungi; Ascomycota; Sordariomycetes; Hypocreales; Clavicipitaceae
Product: signaling protein
Exons: 2
Coding region: 1-1008 (335 amino acids)
Biological process (GO): protein deneddylation
Cellular component (GO): cytoplasm; COP9 signalosome
Molecular function (GO): metallopeptidase activity; deNEDDylase activity; protein binding
Source: RefSeq, a predicted model, not a curated record
AUGGAGACGGCUCUGAAAUCAUGGGAGCUCGACAACAACAUCGAAUUGGUCGACCCCAAACGCGACGCCCUGUACAACUACGACGCCCAAGGCCAGAAAUCCAUAAACCAAGAGAAACCAUGGGCCCGCGACCCCAACCACUUCAAGCGCGUCCGCAUCAGCGCCGUCGCCCUCAUAAAGAUGACGAUGCACGCCCGGUCCGGCGGUAACCUCGAGGUCAUGGGCCUCAUGCAGGGCUACGUCGACGGCGACACCUUUGUCGUCACCGACGCCUUCCGGCUGCCCGUCGAAGGAACCGAGACCAGAGUCAACGUACAGGAAGAAGCAAACGAGUACCUCGUGGAAUACCUCGACCUGUGCCGCGCCCAGGGGAGACAGGAGAACGUGGUCGGAUGGUACCACUCCCACCCCGGGUACGGAUGCUGGCUCAGCGGCAUCGACGUCGCGACCGAGGCAAUGCAGCAGCAGUUCCAGGACCCAUUCCUCGCCGUCGUCAUCGACCCCGACCGCACCAUCAACGCCGGCAAAGUCGACAUUGGCGCCUUCAGAACAUACCCGCACUCGCACAAGGUCGAGGGCGCCGGGGCUGACGCGGCCGACGGGUUACAGACCGUCCCUCUGGCCAAGGCCGCCGAGUUUGGUGCCCACGCCAGCCGGUAUUACAGCCUCGAGGUGUCGCACUUCAAAAGCACCCUCGACGCCCACCUGCUCGAGCUCCUCUGGCACAAGUACUGGGUGCAGACGCUCAGCCAGAGCCCGCUGCUGACGAACCGCGACUUUGGGAGCAAGCAAAUGCUCGACCUGAGCUCCAAGAUCAAAGAAGUCACGACAAGCAUGGCGCGGAGCCGAGGUCAGGGAAUGGGCGGUGGCGGCCCGGCUGUUAAGGACAAGACUAUCGAGAAGCUGACCCAGGAUACAAGCUUGAUUGCGACAAAGGAGAGAUCGGGUCUGAUGGCGGCCGAGAUCAAGGCCAAGGUGUUUAAUGAGUUGGGUGCCAGGAACGCAUGA